UCAGGGUCACGCUUAUUUUUGAAUUCUGCGUCAUUGUGCUUCCAGUUGAGCUGAUGAUAACACUGUGGAAUGUUCAGUCACACUACUUCCUGUUGGUUACGUGGUGUUGCAUCUUCCUGGUCAUCACUUCCGUUUUAUUCAGAAGACCAUAUCAGGAUGCUUUUAAGUCUACGCCUUUAAUGAAUGCACCAAUGGCAAACUGCCCAUUUGUGUCUUAUUUCCGAGCAUAUACAAACAUUUUUACUGGUUUCUCAAUCUUGGCAGUUGAUUUUACAAUAUAUCCGCCAUAUUUUUAUAAGUCACGUGUUUAUGGUACUGCGCUGAUGGAUUCAGGGCUUGGAUUCUACAUUAUUUCUAAUGCAAUCGUAUCUGCGGAAGCCAGGGGGAUAGAAACAACGAAGAGUGCCAAGGCCGCCCUGAAGAAGGCAACAAAGGACACUGUUCCAUUGAUCUGUCUUGGUGUAGCCAGAUACUUCCUUUUGACAUCCUUAGACUACCAUGUUCCUAUACAAGAAUAUGGUGUGCAUUGGAAUUUCUUCUUUACACUCGCAGUUGUCAAGAUGGGAUCAACGAUCUUGUUUAGUUUUACUCCAACGUACAUGUGGAAAUGUUUGGGACCUUUGGUAAUUAUGUUGCACCAAUCUCUUCUCCUUACUGAAAAAUAUCGCCACUUUGUUUUGUUUGGUUACCAUGGUGAUGCAGCGCGUACUGGCGGCUUCAUAGAGGCAAACAGAGAAGGAAUUGUAGCCUCUGUAGGAUUCCUUGCGAUUUACUUCGUUGGUGUUCAACUAGGAUCUCUCUUGAUGAAGAAAAGGGAAACUAUAGGUGACUGGUCACUGAUUCUGUUAGUGCUGACCGUAGUUUGUUCUGUCUGUUGGAUAAUGCUGGAAGUUACAGGAGAGCUGGUUCAAAAGCCAUCUAGGAAGUUUGCAAAUCUCUCUUACAUGUUCUUUGUGAUUGGUGUGACAAGUCUUCUAAUAGUUGAAGGACUGGCUUUUGACAUUCUUAUCACCUACGUAAAACAUCUAACUUACACAAGUUCAGUGACAUCAGAUAAAGUAAACAGAUCCGAGGAUCGAACAUGCAGCCUGCUUCAGGGGAUAAACUACAAUGGUCUUCUUUUCUUCGCAGUGGCGAACCUUAUGACCGGACUUGUCAACCUAAGUAUCGAUUCCAAGUCCAAAUCUAAAAUGGAUGCUUUUGUUAUCGUAACAUUGUACAUGAUUAUAUUGUCUGCAUUGUUUUUGUAUAUGUAUCGUCAAAGGAUUUCGUUUAAGGCAUUUUUAUGGAGGAAAAAUAGGAAACAAUCCAUCUCAGUUGAAAAUCAAGAUUCUUUAGGGUCGUUGCAAUUGAGAAGAUAAUGAUUUUGCAAAUAAACAGUAUUAAUAAUGCACAAAAUGUCGUCUGAUAUGAUACUGUUUCGAGUGUAGUUAGUUACCGAAUCUGGUUAUAGCUAGUACUGUAUAGGCCUAAGUGAAUGUAGACUUGAGGUCAGCGUGUUACAUAAUCUUGAAGUUGGACUCGGUUACUUAUAAUAUCUUAAAACAAACACUCUGUUGAUGUGUUUGUGCGAGUGUACUUAAUAAAAUACAGAACUGUAUUGCUUGGUAUCAUUGUUUCCGAGAAACAUAAACUGCGCGUGUACUAAUAAAAUAUACA
Molecule: messenger RNA, 1659 nt
Organism: Mercenaria mercenaria
Lineage: Eukaryota; Metazoa; Mollusca; Bivalvia; Venerida; Veneridae
Product: phosphatidylinositol-glycan biosynthesis class W protein-like
Exons: 6
Coding region: 54-1361 (435 amino acids)
Biological process (GO): GPI anchor biosynthetic process; protein localization to plasma membrane
Cellular component (GO): membrane; endoplasmic reticulum
Molecular function (GO): glucosaminyl-phosphatidylinositol O-acyltransferase activity
Source: RefSeq, a predicted model, not a curated record